CUUCACGCGGCUUUACUGUUUUUUUUUAGUGCGCAUGUGCCCCAAAAUGAGAAUGUUGAGCAAAACAGACUAGAAAAAAAAGCACUGGCAUUAUUUAUUGAAAGUUGCUAGCUAAUUCUCUCACCUCACAAUAUUAGCUAGCUAACAUUUUAAAAUCAAAAUUGUAAAACAUGACGGAGCCUCAGGCAGCACUGUUACUCAGGAGACAGCUGGCAGAGCUGAAUAAGAACCCAGUGGAAGGAUUCUCAGCAGGCUUGAUAGACGAUAAUGACCUCUACAGAUGGGAAGUCUUAAUCAUCGGCCCACCAGACACAUGCUAUGAAGGCGGUGUGUUUAAAGCACAUCUCACGUUUCCCAAGGACUACCCUCUCAGGCCACCUAAAAUGAAAUUUAUCACAGAUUUAUGGCACCCUAAUGUUGACAAGAACGGUGACGUAUGUAUAUCUAUUUUGCACGAGCCUGGUGAAGAUAAGUAUGGCUAUGAGAAGCCUGAGGAGCGCUGGCUGCCCAUCCACACAGUGGAAACCAUUAUGAUUAGUGUUAUUUCCAUGUUGGCGGACCCUAACGGAGACUCGCCUGCCAAUGUAGACGCUGCAAAAGAGUGGAGGGAAGACCGACAUGGGGAAUUCAAAAGGAAAGUGGCCCGUUGUGUAAGAAAGAGCCAAGAGACUGCCUUUGAGUGAUUAUUUAUCAAGCGGCUUCUUGCUUCACUUUUUCAGGGUCUCCAAUUGAGAAACAACAUAGCAAUGUUUUCCUGCACUCUACCACCCUAUUGCAUGGCUGGUCUUCAUUGACUGUCAGAAACCGUCUGGCAACAAUAGGCUGCAAUAGAACAUAACAGCUGUUACCAGAUCCUGACUGAAAACCGCCAAGCAAGUGCCAACAACAAAGCAAAAGAUGAAUAACCAAGUUUUUUUUUUUUUUUUUAAGUCUAUGAACUGUAUUUCAGGAAGAUAUUGUAAAGACCUGUAUAUAGCACAGACAUAAAACUGGAUAAUAUAUCAAUUGUCCCUAUUCCAUCCAGCAAGACACUUAGUACCAAAUAAAUAGCGUUUCUGUAGGUAGAAUCUGAGUCCUAUAGAUUCGUAUGUUUUUAUUCCACUUCUUCAACAUCUGCUCUAGUGUGCAUGAGUUCAGUUCUGUUACAGGUUGCUUUGACGGACAGGAGGCCUUGUAGGGAGCAGAAUGGUAAGAAUGCAAUGCUCUUGUAGAAUCCCUCUAUUGGAGGAGAGCUGCUUUGGUUCUAGAAUGACUGAAAUAUCAGGCCGGAUUUGCAUUUAUGGCAGAUGGACAUAAGGGUGCAUUACACAUACUGUAGCUUGCUUGUCAUGUUGGGUUCAUUCACCUCAGCACUUCAGGAAAAGUUGCUGUAAGUCAACAUUUAACAUAUGAAUAAGGUUAUAAAUAUAAGUCUUUACUUUGGAUUUUAACACCACCCCCUACCAUGAUCCAAUUUGUCAAGUUCAGGUGUGUUUCUUCGGAGAUGGACAUAACCCUUACAAGUCAUGCAUGCACAAAUUGAAGUCAUACGUGUAAGUUUUUAAUUAGUAUUUUUUUCCAAAAAGUGCCUCCUAUUAAAUUGCUUGGCAAUUGCCCCCUGUAUUGAACCAGAGUUUCAGAAAAAUAUGAGAAAUUUGUACAAGUUUGUACAACAUCAGCACAAUGUGUAAUUCAAAUAUUGGUUACAUUUGGUUUAGCAAUAACUUUCCCCUCUGUGUGGUGAACCGUCUUAUUUAAAAAAUAAAUAAAAUCUGAUAUUUGGGUGAUGUGGAGACCUAUUUCUCCUGUAUUCACCUUGAUAAAGGAGAUUAAUUGUGUUGUGUCCUAGGUAGGAUUUGUUAUGCAUGCUUUUAACUUGAGGUUUUCUUGCUGGUAGUUUUGGGGUUUUGAUUUAAAAUGUGUGAAAGAGUGUGUGCCCGUGCCCUUUUUUCUUUACCCUCUAUUCCCCUGAUCCUCGAUUUUCCCAUGGUUUAUUAUUUUAUUCUGUCUGAUGGACUAUUGCAGUUUACUUGCCUAAUGUACAAAGACAAAAUACUGAUGUAUAUUUUCUGUGUUAUGUAGUAAGUUCUUCUAAAAUAAGAUUUAUGUUCCCAAUAA
Molecule: messenger RNA, 2097 nt
Organism: Oncorhynchus mykiss (rainbow trout)
Lineage: Eukaryota; Metazoa; Chordata; Actinopteri; Salmoniformes; Salmonidae
Product: ubiquitin-conjugating enzyme E2 G1
Source: RefSeq, a predicted model, not a curated record